Molecule: messenger RNA, 891 nt
Organism: Zasmidium cellare ATCC 36951
Lineage: Eukaryota; Fungi; Ascomycota; Dothideomycetes; Mycosphaerellales; Mycosphaerellaceae
Exons: 3
Coding region: 1-891 (296 amino acids)
Source: RefSeq, a predicted model, not a curated record
AUGAAUACCCCCAGCACACCCCACUGGCCAGACCGCGCGAGCUCAGUCAAUAUAAACGGCCGUUGUACCAGGAAAUCCCGAGGGCCAAACAGCGUGGACUCUGUCGCAGUCACCUGCUGCAUCCCAGUGUACCUGGCCCAUCAAUUGAAGACCCGCGGAACACCCGACCUGCCCUUUCAAUGCGUACAGCCUCUUGUGGUAAAGACCUUGGUCGCGGUGGAAUGCGCGGUGGAACGACUGAAGGACAUCAACCGGCAAGAGACGAUCGUAAUGGAAAAGAAAGCCAUCUCGAUCAGCAUGCCAUCCGCUCUCUACAACCACUACACAUAUGGCACCGACAUCGAGCUACUCGUUCCCUUUGAACUGAUCUUGUCCAUGAGGAGAGGAGACUUCGUCGACUUGCUCGCACACGAACGGGACCCUCUCAUCGUACGAACGCUGGUGGGGAUUGCGGAAGGGGUGGCGAGAACCGCGGCUGCGACACAGAUGCCCGCCCGCGCUCUCGCUCUAGCUAAGAGUGCAGCUGAGGCAUUCGGAUUGUGCAAGACUAUAGCUAUCGACGAGGAGCUGGUGCGAGACCACAACAACACCUCCAGAAACUCCAGCCCCAUCGUCGCCGGUGGAACAGAAGUCACCAACCGUCCGCUCUACCCCAUCCCCGAGGAAGCUGGAAGCGCCGCACAUGCCUUCAGGAUUCGCAUCGAGAUUGCCAAUGCUGUUCGCAGGCUGUACAAGGAUAUGCGGAUGGAGAACAUUGUUCUUGUGGUGAAGCGAUUUGGUGAGACGGAGUACUUGUGGGAUGUUACUUUUGGGGGCAAGUUGGUGAGGUUUCGGCCUUUGAAAGAGUGCGGUAUUGGGGAGGGAGAUGAGUUGAAGCUGUGGACUUCAUGA